Messenger RNA from Prunus armeniaca (apricot), 291 nucleotides. Lineage: Eukaryota; Viridiplantae; Streptophyta; Magnoliopsida; Rosales; Rosaceae. The record is from the annotation of a GenBank genome assembly.
AUGUCCAUCUUCACACUUGCUUUCCUUCUCACAAUCAUUUACACAAGUGGCUUGUACGCAUACUCAUCAACCACAACAACCGCCAUCUCUGCCGCCACAAUAACCACCACAACAACCGCCUCCACGUUAAUGUCAGAUUCAAGAUUGAUUUCUUCAAGAGUAUGGUUUCUUGAAGAAAUUGGUCAUUCUCCUUUGAAUCCAAAUUUGGUUUCGGUUUGUGUUGGAGCUUGCAAGCUAGUGCCAUGGGAUGAACGAGCUGGAGAAGGAGCUGCCAUUGCCAUGAAGAACUGA